CGUGUGUUAUUACAUCAAAAAUCCGGAUUUAAUGAAAAACUCCGCCUGCAUGGAGUGCGAUGGCAACGAAUCACUGUGGUUUUGUAUUAUUUGUGCACAUGUUGGUUGCGGUCGUGGGAUGCAGGGACAUGCUUUGGAACAUUAUAGGGAAACUAAACAUAAAUAUGUCAUGGAAUUGCAGGGAUUCCAAGUAUGGGAUUAUAAAAUGGAAAGGUUUUUGCAUAAAUUAAAUGCUCAGGAUCAACGGCUCGAUAAUUUUCACACAUACAACGAGGCGAAUGCCGAAAAUGUUUGUUCAUGUCCCGUAUGUCAACACAUUCGCACUCCCAAAUUUCUGAAACAAUCUGUUUGUAUGGAAUGCGAAGAAGACCAAACGCCAGCUCUAUGGAUUUGCUUGUCGUGUAGUCAUAUCGGUUGUGGCAGACAAAACAAUCGUCAUGCCCUUAUGCAUUUUACCAAAACCAAGCAUCCCUACUCCAUGUGUUUGAAUAAUUUCAGUAUUUGGGAUUACAAAGAGCAAAAAUAUCUGCACCGGCAAUUACACGAGACAAUUGCUGUUAAAUCCGAACUGGCUGAGUUUGAAGGUGAACGUUUAAAAGAGGAUUUUGAGAAACGUAUGGAUCGUUUGGAACAUGAAUGGCGAGAAUUUAGUAAACUAACGGAGGCCAAUAGAAAAAUGAUAACCAUCGAGGAACGUUUACUAACUUUAACAGAUGAGAAGAAAGUACUGGAAGAAAAACUGUAUGAACAUGAUGCAAAAUUAAACGAGUUACUUACACAAUUUUCGGGAAAUCGUGAAUAUUCCAGCACUCCAUCGAACAAUUCUACUUCAGUAGUAGCUGAUACUUCCGCAAAUGUUUGCUCGAAGAAUAUCAAACUGGAUCAAAAUCAAGAAGAUAAACAGUGCAUCACUGCAGCUUAA
Molecule: messenger RNA, 922 nt
Organism: Calliphora vicina (urban bluebottle blowfly)
Lineage: Eukaryota; Metazoa; Arthropoda; Insecta; Diptera; Calliphoridae
Product: BRCA1-associated protein-like
Exons: 4
Coding region: 32-922 (296 amino acids)
Biological process (GO): protein ubiquitination; Ras protein signal transduction
Cellular component (GO): cytoplasm
Molecular function (GO): zinc ion binding; ubiquitin protein ligase activity
Source: RefSeq, a predicted model, not a curated record